Messenger RNA from Pantherophis guttatus, 1823 nucleotides. Its product is annotated as putative G protein-coupled receptor 174. Gene Ontology annotation, cellular component: plasma membrane. NCBI's taxonomy places the organism in Eukaryota, Metazoa, Chordata, Lepidosauria, Squamata, Colubridae. Gene Ontology annotation, molecular function: G protein-coupled receptor activity. The record is from RefSeq and is a predicted model, not a curated record. Gene Ontology annotation, biological process: positive regulation of Rho protein signal transduction; phospholipase C-activating G protein-coupled receptor signaling pathway.
UGUAGCAGCAAACUGUUUCUCACACUGAGGAUGUAAAGAAUGUGCUCGAAACCAGGCGAGAAACGGUAAAGUUGCAGGUGUUCCAAUUUUGCUGUAUUGCAGAAUAACAGCGAUAAAAGUCCUUUUUGGUAUGACAGUUGAAAAGGAACAGAAAAGGAACAGGUGGUGGCUGUGAUGUCUCAGAUGAUACCUGGUUCUCCUUGCCUCUUGUCCACAACGUACGUUUGGGAUUUAUUUGUCGAGACAAUUCUCAUUUGAGAGUGAGGACUCAAGACUCUGUGAUAAAGCUUCUUCCAAAAUCAACCGGAUGCCAUAAUCAAACAAGCUUAUUUUAGACAAAACUCAACACAAUGAAGAAAGCUAAAGGAGGAUCCAAAGAUGAGCAUACAGGAAUCAGAGAAGCAAAAAGAUCCUAAAUAUUCUGUUUUUUUUAAAAAAAAUUCCUACAAAGAAAGUGCAGCAAAAUUUGCACUUUGCAAGCUUGCAAAAGAAAAGAUGAUGCAACAAAACCAGGCGAUAUUCGGAUUUCACAUACGCAGUGCCUCAGCUCAGGUUACAGCCUUUUCACAUCCUUCCCCUGAGAAUUCAAGAUAGCAACAAUUUUACAUAAUAUCCUUACCGUUCUCCUACCUAGCCACUCCAUACUUCCCAAGGAAAAUCAUGGCAGCCAAUGACUCCAACCAUAAUGAAGAGGAGUUCUUGAAACAUUUCUACGCCAUCAUGUACACCAUCAUCCUGGUUCCUGGGCUGAUUGGGAAUGUUUUGGCUCUUUGGGUCUUCUAUGGAUACAUGAAGGAAACUAAACGGGCCGUGAUUUUUAUGAUCAAUCUCGCCAUUGCAGACUUGGCCCAAGUUUUAUCUCUGCCACUAAGGAUUUUUUAUUAUCUGUCUAAAAGUUGGCACCUGGGGAAGGAACUUUGCAUGUUUUGCUUCUAUCUCAAGUAUGUCAACAUGUAUGCAAGCAUUUACUUCUUGGUUUGCAUCAGUGUGAGGAGAUUCCAGUUCCUGAUGCACCCUCUGAAGUUCAGUGACUGCAAGCGCAUCUACGACAUGUACAUCUGCCUUAUUGGAUGGGUUGUAGUUUGCCUUGGCUGCUUACCCUUCCCCCUUCUGCGUCUUACCCCCAACAAGACCGGUGCCAACAAUAAAUGCUUUGCGGACCUGCCCUUGAAGACUGCAGAUGAACCUAUCUCAAUAGCAAUGAUGUCCCUAGGUGAGCUGGUUGGCUUUGUAACCCCUCUGUUGAUCAUCCUGUAUUGUUCCUGGAAGACCAUCUUAUCUCUCCAAGAGAAGAAUUCUGUUUCCCAAGAUCUUGGGGAGAAACAGAAAGCCUUAAAGAUGAUCCUGACUUGUGCCAUUGUCUUUUUGAUUUGCUUUGGUCCUUAUCACAUCAGCUUCCCUUUGAAUUACUUGGUCAAGUCCCAAAAGAUAGAAGAUUCUUAUGCCCGGAAGGUUAUUUUGGUCUUCCACGCGAUUGCCUUGUGUCUUGCCAGUUUAAAUUCAUGUCUCGACCCUAUAAUUUAUUACUUUACUACCGAUGAGUUUCGAAGGCGGCUUUCAAGGCAAGAUUUACAGGACAGUGUUCAAUUUCAUAACAUGCACUGUGGACGUGCAAAGGAUCCAUCCGAAAUAAGUAUUGUUGAAGCUGAGUGAUUGAGAGGAAAUUCAUAUUACGGGUGGAGUGGGGUUGAUAACACCUAUAUGUGAUGCCAUAAUAACUUGGGGGGCGGGGGGCAGAUUUACCACUUAUUUUAAACAUUUCACUAGAGUACUCUUCCAGGUACAAUUGGCCCAUAUAGCAAGCAUGGGGAUAAAACUCAAAA